Messenger RNA from Rhodofomes roseus, 969 nucleotides. RefSeq lists its product as uncharacterized. NCBI's taxonomy places the organism in Eukaryota, Fungi, Basidiomycota, Agaricomycetes, Polyporales, Fomitopsidaceae. The transcript is spliced from 3 exons. Bases 289 to 777 code for a protein of 162 amino acids. The record is from RefSeq and is a predicted model, not a curated record.
CGCGCCUCCGCCGGCGUGUUUGUCGUGAACACCGAAAGCUACAGGGUCGGUGUAUCACCAGGUUCUCCAUGCACUCACCGACUGCAGUGCGCUAUUUUCUCCCGUCUACUUGGUUUUGCGUAUGUACAUCUCUUGGAUCAAACCGGGAACCCGAGAAUCCCGUCAUCAUGCGCUGUCCUCAUCCGAGUCCACACAGCACACUGCCUGACCGCCCGCGUCCUUCAUGAGUCGCCGAGCGUUCUCUUGACCUUGUGGAUGCGACCUUGAUCUGAACUAGGAAGACACGUUAUGAAAUGUGAUCAAUGGGCUGGGCCUCACGAAGUCGUAUGUGUGUCCCUUGGGUGUCCCGCGGCUUCAUUUCCUGCGUGCAGUGCUCGGGUUGCUAGCGCGGAAUGCCCAGAGUUGCCUACAUCCGCAGCACCUGGUCGAGACGGCUAUUCUGACCAGCGCGCACCUAUGAUCGUUGCCAGUUUCCCUCCGAGUCCACAGGUAUCAUCGGCCACGAAGCUUGCGCUCAUGUGGAGAUUACCUUUGUGCGCGUUCGCGCGCGCUCCGCGGGAUGCCGACAGCUCUUGGUCCCCAGUAUCGCCCCUCGGACCACACGAAUACGGUACUUACACUUCGACGUAUACAGGGCGCACUCCGGGGUCACGAACGUGUGCAUCCAUCGGCUUCGCUGUGGUUUGGCGACAGAUAUCUAUCCGAGGCAAUCACCUUGUACCAUCGGGGAUGACGCGGCCGUUCCAUUUCGUCAGACGGCUUUGGGUCGGCCGUUGAGAGGAUGCAUGUCGGCAGAGUACGGACACUUGUGUCGGACCCGGUGCUCGAUCAUUUGCGCCCGUGGAGAUGUAAAUCCGGGGUCAGGAAGAGCAGAUCGGCUGCAACGACGAUCAGACCUGCGUGGAUAUCACCAACAGGUGAAGACGACCCCGCGCAACCUACGAGUGGUGCGCGGUUCGACUGUUUUUC